AAAAUCUUAUUCAGAGGGCUCAUGAGCAACCCAGAUAAAAGAGUCGAAAGUGACCCUACAUCCAAGUCUCCAAUUUCCAAAAUGUCAGCACUCCCCACACAACAGGAAACUCUGCAUGAAAAUCAGCUUACCCCAAGAACCUCACUGUCAGGUGAGGAAUCCAAGAGGGGAGUCAAGCGUCCACGGCAGGCAUCAAGCCAGGAAAAGCGAGGAGGCCCGUACCAGCCCACGGAGUGCUGCUUCAAGUUUACAACCCGUGUCUUUCCACUGUACCGGAUUAAAUCUUACUACAAGACUGGCAGUCAGUGUACCAGACCUGGAAUCAUCUUCAUCACCAAAAGAGACUAUUUGAUCUGUGCCAAUCCCAAUGACAACUGGGUCCAGAGCCACAUCAGGAACCUCCAGGAGCAGCAGUGACCAGGAUGUAGUGGAGGAGUACACAGCUGGAUCAAGACUAACCUCUCAGUUUCAGCAGCUCUUCGCCUCAGCAGCAUGCUGUUCUACUUUGAAUUAAAUAUCAUCAUGCCUUGA
Molecule: messenger RNA, 531 nt
Organism: Suncus etruscus (white-toothed pygmy shrew)
Lineage: Eukaryota; Metazoa; Chordata; Mammalia; Eulipotyphla; Soricidae
Gene: CCL14
Product: C-C motif chemokine ligand 14
Exons: 3
Coding region: 22-417 (131 amino acids)
Biological process (GO): chemokine-mediated signaling pathway; cellular response to tumor necrosis factor; inflammatory response
Cellular component (GO): extracellular region
Molecular function (GO): chemokine activity; CCR chemokine receptor binding
Source: RefSeq, a predicted model, not a curated record